AUGUUUCAGACGUUUAGAAACUGGUUCUGGUCGGAGAGAUUCUGGCUUCCUCCAACAAUAAAGUGGUCAGACCUGGAAGAUCAUGAAGGGCUGGUCUUCGUGAAAGCUUCCCACUUGUACAUCACAAUUCCAUAUGCCCUUCUCUUAAUAGUCGUCAGAUACUUCUUUGAAAAGUUUAUUGCUACACCUCUAGCAAAUGCACUUGGCAUUCAAAAGACACAGCAUAAAGUUAAACCAAAUGCCACCUUAGAGAAUUUUUUCAAGCAAUCCACAAGCAAACCAUCACAUUCUGAUGUUUAUGGACUGGCAAAGAAGUGUAACUUGACAGAGCGCCAGGUUGAAAGGUGGCUCAGGAUUCGGCAGAAGCAAAACAAGCCUUGCAGGUUGCAGAAAUUCCAGGAAUCUUGCUGGCGAUUUACAUUUUACUUCAUGAUAACUGUGGCUGGAGCUGUAUUUCUUUAUGAUAAACCAUGGGCGUAUGACCUCUGGGAGGUUUGGCAUGACUACCCCAGACAGCCUUUGCUGCAGUCCCAGUACUGGUACUACAUUUUGGAGAUGAGUUUUUAUUGGUCACUGGUGUUUAGCCUGGGUUCUGAUAUCAAGAGGAAGGAUUUCCUUGCUAAUGUCAUCCACCACCUGGCUGCUAUUAGUCUGAUGAGCUUCUCCUGGUGUGCUAAUUACAUUCGCAGUGGGACCCUCGUGAUGUUUGUUCAUGAUAUAUCUGACAUUUGGCUAGAGUCUGCUAAGAUGUUUUCCUAUGCUGGAUGGAAGCAAACCUGUAACACCCUGUUCUUCAUCUUCGCCAUCGUGUUUUUCAUUAGCCGAUUCAUUAUUUUUCCAUUCUGGAUUCUAUACUGCACCCUGAUCCUGCCUUUGCACUAUCUCCAGCCCUUCUUCUCCUACAUCUUCCUCAACCUCCAGCUCAUGAUCCUUCAAGGCCUUCAUGUUUACUGGGGUUACUUAAUCUUGAAGAUGCUCAACAGAUGCAUAUUCACACAGAACAUCCAGGACGUGAGAAGUGACGAUGAAGAUGAAGAAGAAGAGGAAGAGGAGAGGGAAGAAGAGGAACAGAAGGAAGAGAUCACCAAAGGCAAAGAGACGGAGUAUUUGAAGAAUGGCCUUAGCACCAACAGGCAUCUCAUUCCCAAUGGUCAGCAUGGCCGUUAGCUUAAAGCAUAAUGUGCUGUCAGGACACUGGGGGGGGGGGGGGGCAGAACUGCUCCCCCCAUCCACUGCUGUGGACCUACAGAGACCCCAUUUUGCAUUUUAUUUUAUUUUAUUGAGAUGGAGUCUCCUAAGUUGCUCAUGGUGGCCCCCAACUCAGUCGCCCUGCCUGUGUAAAACGUUAAAAAGUAGAAUCCCGUGAAUCGUCCAGCAGCUAAGCUCCGGCUGCUCGGUGUUCGGAGAUGUCUCCAGGCAGGGUCAGUUCUUGUUGUUUCCCCUUCCAGAAUUUGAAGCACUUGACUUUCUCAGGAACUUGUUUUCUCUCAACUUUUUUUUUUUUUUUUUUAAACUUACCACCCUGUACAUGUUCCGUGUGGUUUGACAAAUGUCCAGGAAACCCACUUUCUCCGGGUGGUUUUUCACAGUAGCACCUCAUCUUCCAAAAGUGUGCUUGCAGUGGCAGGAGAGCAAUUAGAGCCAAAGGACAGGACAGGCUGCGGGGCUCCUGGGCCACCCUGGGCAGCCCAGGUGCUUCUCUGCACAGGGUCUCUGAGGGCAUCUGCUGUACUACCUCACAGAUAGAGAAAGGAUCAGGUGAGAUGAAGGGGUGCCUGUGUCCCCUGCAGGUGUUAGCGACCCUCACUGCACUACAAUUCCAGUUUUGACAAGAGACUACCCUGGCUGAACUUGGUGUGAGAAACCCCAUCUUAAAAAUGGCUCUUAAUGUGUAAGAUACCUGGAGGUCAGUUUCUAUUUGUAACUAUAUUGUUUCCAUGGAUAAUUCUCUGAUGACCCCGGAGCCUUCCUAGCAGGGUCCUGGGGUAGAGGGAAGGGAGUUUUGGUGUCAAGAUGCCCUGUGCUGAGUCUCAUCCUCAGGCUCACAGAGACGCUGUGGGCUACGAGGGUCGCUUGGGGCCCACUGAGGAGAGUGGAUCCAAGAGAAGUUGCUCACUGAGCCACAUUACCCAGGAAGCCAGCCCAGGGUGGCAUGCGCGAGGGCAUCAUACUCUGAAGGAAGUGGAAAGAGGAAGCCAUGCUGUGGUCCCAGAGUCUAACUCAUUCUGACUACUGAACAGUGAAGAACCCAGCAGGCCACCAGGCACCCUCGGUAGCAAAAGGUCCUGCACACUAAAUGGUCUGAGAGUUUCAGUUUUUAGUUUUUAAAAUAGCGUGUUUUUAAAACCUUCAGGCUAAGCAAAUACAAGCAAACAAAAACUCUUCAGAAUUCUGUUCCCCACAAAAUAUCUUGUUAUAGAAUUGUAGGAAAAACAGGGAAAAAAAAAGCAAGCCUUAAAUUAAUAUGUGGUUUUAUGAGCACAGCACCAUGUGCAUUCUAUCUGUAAUGUGACCUCAUAUUUAAAAUGUCUCUACUCACUUUAGGGCAUAGUUGUUGGUUUAUUGUUCUUACUUUGGUGAAAGGUCUCACUAAAAAUCUUUUAUGUGUCCAGUUAACGAAGUAUUUCCCCUUGAUUUAUUUUGGUUUUCUUUGACUACAGAACCUUUUCUUGCUUUCAGUGAAACAUUGUUUAUUGCUAUACCGUCCAAUUUCUUUUUCUGCCUUUGAUGGUGGAAGGUAAAACUGAUAUGCUCUCAAAAUCUGAGCGGUCAAGCAGCUGAAGCACUAUCCUGCAGAAGAGGAAGAGGUGCACUUUGCGGCGGCCUUAGGGGCUGUGUGGCUAGGAGAGGUAACCCCCUUUCCUAGAGUAGACAAGAGUUCGCUUCUAUGCGAGGUGACUUUGUAAGAUUCCAAGCCACACUGACUUUCAAUAAAACAAAAAGGAACCCCA
Molecule: messenger RNA, 2951 nt
Organism: Arvicanthis niloticus (Nile rat)
Lineage: Eukaryota; Metazoa; Chordata; Mammalia; Rodentia; Muridae
Gene: Cers3
Product: ceramide synthase 3
Biological process (GO): ceramide biosynthetic process
Cellular component (GO): membrane
Molecular function (GO): sphingosine N-acyltransferase activity; DNA binding
Source: RefSeq, a predicted model, not a curated record